Molecule: messenger RNA, 1116 nt
Organism: Galleria mellonella (greater wax moth)
Lineage: Eukaryota; Metazoa; Arthropoda; Insecta; Lepidoptera; Pyralidae
Product: peripherin-2-like
Exons: 7
Coding region: 56-988 (310 amino acids)
Cellular component (GO): membrane
Source: RefSeq, a predicted model, not a curated record
ACAAGUGACACAUACCUAUUUUCGAUAAGAAUUUUAUUGUGUAUUAAAGUUUAGAAUGAAAUGUGAGGGACAAAAUCAUCCAUUCAUUUUAUGGGCUGCAUGUUUUUUGUGGUUAAUAUCAUUUUUUUCAAUAACAUGGUCGCUGCUGAUGUUUUUUUUUCUAGGAGACAUGUUAUGGAUAACUGGCACAGAUCUAGUCAACGCGUUUUUGCUGCUUUUGGGAAUAAUAAUGCUUCCUACUAAUGUUCACAUAUUGUAUUCUAUUGCUAAUGGAAAGAAAAUUGAUCAUAAAGCCAAAGUGGUCUGUUGUCCAUUGUGGUUAAGUGUAUUUUGGAUCGUAAUCAUAGCCAUUGCGGCUAUAAUUAUAUGCAUCGAUCGAAUAUACUCGUGUCAAGAAGCUACCUCAAAACACCUUAAUAUUAGCAUGAAGAAUUAUAGAAGUUUCUUAAACUAUAAAAAGUUUAUGGAUAACUUACAGUGGUCGUUAAAGUGCUGUGGGAUAAACUCAUAUAAAGACUGGUUCAGUUAUGAUUGGUAUGACCAAAUGAGAGAUUAUGAAUGGGAUCCAUCCCUAUACAAGCGUAAUAAGAAAGAACCAUUGGUAACAGACAGCGUGCCUUUAAGUUGUUGCAAAAGUGGUUCCUGCAUAUCUAAUUACUUAUUGGAGCUGGGAACAAAUUCAAUCAAUACAAAGGGUUGCGGAAAACGUUUACGUCGAGUUAUAAUGUUGUCAAUGUCUGCAUAUUUAAUAAUUUUUAUUUUAAUAAUAAUAGUUGAGCUUUUGAUUGUAAGAUUUUUAAUCAAACAGAAUAAUUAUUGUGGAAAUCAGCGAUCUGGUAAAAAAACAGAAGUUAGGCACAUAAUGUCUGUAAACGAUAAAUUUCAUGUAUCCAGCGCUUCAUGUCAAUUAGAUCCUGAAGAAAGUGACGAUGAAGAGGCAUCAAGGAAUACUGAAGUAGAAAAUUUGAAAAUGGACAUGUUCAAAUAAAAAGUAGACAACUCUGCUUAGAUAAAGAACCAUGGUAUUUUUAUCAGUGGUGAAUUGGGUGAGAAGCCGAGGCCCAGAUGAAUUUUGGAGAAAAAGGAAAAUUUUUCGUUUAGCAGCGCACUAUAUAG